AUGGCGCCUACAAACUCCAACCGCUCAAUUGUCAUCUCCGGUCCUUCGGGCGCAGGCAAGUCGACCAUUCUCAAGCGCCUCUUUGAGGACUACCCCGACCGCUUCGGCUUCAGCGUGUCCCACACCACGCGCAACCCCCGUGGCGCAGAGAAGGAUGGCGUCGAGUACAACUUUGUGACCAGGGAGCAAUUCGACGACCUUAUUGCGAAGAAGGGCUUCGUUGAGUACGCGACCUUCGGCAGCAACAGCUAUGGAACAAGCAUUGCCGCAAUUGAGGACAUUGAGAAGAAGGGGAGGACGUGCAUCUUGGACAUCGAGAUGGAGGGCGUUAAGCAGGUCGCAAACCACCCCACAUUCCCCCGCCCAAGGUUCUUGUUCCUCUCACCACCGAGCAUGGACAUCCUCGAGAAGCGCCUGAGGGGUCGCGCUACCGACAAGGAGGAGGAUAUCCUCAAGAGGCUCAACCAGGCUAAGGUCGAGAUGGAGUUCGCGAAGAGCCCCGAAUCACCGCACGACAAGAUUAUUGUGAACGACGACCUGGACAAGGCGUACCAGGAAGCCAAGGCCUUCAUCAUUGGCGACGAUGCCUAG
Messenger RNA from Boeremia exigua, 591 nucleotides. Its product is annotated as guanylate kinase. Gene Ontology annotation, molecular function: GMP kinase activity. Lineage: Eukaryota; Fungi; Ascomycota; Dothideomycetes; Pleosporales; Didymellaceae. The record is from RefSeq and is a predicted model, not a curated record. The coding region runs from base 1 to 591 and encodes 196 amino acids. Gene Ontology annotation, cellular component: cytosol. Gene Ontology annotation, biological process: purine nucleotide metabolic process. The transcript has 2 exons.